This is a messenger RNA of Brassicogethes aeneus, 1031 nucleotides long. The record is from the annotation of a GenBank genome assembly. Lineage: Eukaryota; Metazoa; Arthropoda; Insecta; Coleoptera; Nitidulidae.
AUGUCUUCUAACGCCCGUAGACGCAAAGUACCGGCAUUUUUAAAUGUGGUGGACAUCGCUGGUUUGGUCAAAGGUGCCUCAGAGGGUCAAGGUUUGGGUAACGCAUUUUUAUCCCACAUCAGCGCUUGCGACGCAAUUUUCCACCUGUGCAGAGCAUUCGAGGAUGAUGACGUCACCCACGUAGAAGGAGACGUGAACCCCGAUACUCUACAAAAAGUAAAAUCUGUUUUGGUAGACGACAAGAAACACAUUAGAUUCGCUGAUUGGGAUGUUAAAGAUAUUGAAGUUCUCAACAAAUAUUUAUUCCUCACAUCAAAACCUGCACUCUAUUUGGUUAACCUAACGGAAAAGGAUUAUAUUAAAAAGAAGAAUAAAUGGUUAAUCAAAAUUAAGGAGUGGGUAGACAAACAAGACCCUGGUUCCCUUAUUAUUCCGUUUUCUGGCGCUUUCGAGCAAAAAUUGGUCGACGAUUUCAAAGAAGAUCCCGCAGGAAGAAAAAAGUAUUUGGAGGACAAUGGAACCACAAGUGCAUUGGAUAAAAUCGUGGUCCAGGGUUACAAAUCUCUACAAUUGGAGUACUUCUUUACGUCAGGAGCUGACGAAGUGAAAGCUUGGACUAUUCAGAAAGGCACGAAGGCGCCCCAAGCGGCCGGUAGGAUCCACACGGACUUCGAGAAAGGCUUCAUCAUGGCCGAGGUGAUGAAGUUCGUCGAUUUCAAGGAAGAGGGCUCUGAGGCGGCGUGCAAAGGCGCCGGUAAGUACCGGCAGCAGGGCCGCAAUUACACGGUGGAGGACGGAGACAUCAUCUUCUUCAAGUUCAACGCCGGCGCCGGUCUCAAGGACCCCAAGAAGAAGUGAUCGACGCUCUCGGUGACGAUCUGCGUCAUGGUUUAUUUCUAUGUUAACAUGAUUUUUUUUUACACCAGUGUAAAUUGUUAAAACUGCAUUUCUUUAUUGUUAUUUGCCAUCUGUACUGUUUCUAUUAUUGUAUUUACGGUUUUUUUUCAAUAAAUAAUCAACUUUUAACAUCA